This is a messenger RNA of Kwoniella shivajii, 1473 nucleotides long. RefSeq lists its product as uncharacterized. NCBI's taxonomy places the organism in Eukaryota, Fungi, Basidiomycota, Tremellomycetes, Tremellales, Cryptococcaceae. The transcript has 6 exons. Gene Ontology annotation, biological process: positive regulation of mitochondrial translation. Bases 1 to 1473 code for a protein of 490 amino acids. The record is from RefSeq and is a predicted model, not a curated record.
AUGCUCUCUCGAUCUUUUCGAGCACUACUACACCAAGCGGGCCCAUCUCGACCCCGACCACUCUGUGUCGACUGUCUACGGCCACUAGCUUCAUCUCCAAUACUACGUCCAGCUAUCGGUAUCAGGCAAAUAGCUCGAUAUGCAUCUUCAUCCAGCGCGUCUCCUCGAAAUAACAACAACAACAAUAGUAAUAACAAAAGCACAUCCAAAUUACCAGUCUCACAUAAACCGCCGAAAAGACGAUUAGAAGCUGCUUCUCAACCGUUAAGAAAUGCAGCCUCCAACACCCGUGGACCGGUAUUACAGUGUAUCGCGCAUACCACCGCCGAGCGAUACGAUUUACUUGCUCUUGGCGGAAUAUUACGUUCGUUGGGGAUAAGAUGGGAUGAAGUUCCGGAAGGUGACAGAGAUAGAGCUUUCGUCAUUGGACCGUGGAAAGGUAGAGGAGGUGCUCAGCGUUUAAUGAGAGGGAAAGACCUAAGUCCGAUAUCAACGUCGACAUCAAGUGCAAUGAACGUCAAGUCACCAGAACAAGAAUGGGUAGAAAGUGAAGAAGAUGAUUAUAGAGAUAUGGGAUUUGGUUACGGUGAAAGAGGUGAAAUUUGGGUAUUUAGUAAUGGUUCUUUCGUUACCUGGGGUUUGACCGAAGAGGAAGGUAGAGCUUUCUUGAGAGAGAUCUUAAGAGGGAAAGGAUGGAAUGUUGAAAUUGGGAAAUUAGAAGCGAGGGAUUACGAAGUUGAAGAAGUUGAUUUCGUCGUUGACCCCACUGCGAAAACGCAUAUUUUGGGAAAUCUGAUUCUACUUGGACGAUCUCCAGAAUUAUCAACUUUUCACCCAUCACCUUCACUAGCUUCGCUUUUAGCCAGAUAUACCCUUUCACUCUCACUUUCACGAUCGUCUUCCUUAUCAGUGCUAGAAGAUAGACUAGAUUCCCACAUAGCCUCAGUCUCGGUUUUACCCCGGGCACUGCAGAAGUAUGGUCGUCAGCCAUUGGCUAGAACUGAAGUGAUCAGGAAGAUGGGUGAAUUGAUGACGCUAAGAAUGGCUGUUAACACUUCAGGUGGUGGAUUGGAUGAUACUCCAGAAUUCUAUUGGUCAGAACCUGAACUCGAGUCAUAUUUCGAUUCUAUCGCGUCUGAAUUCGAGAUCAAAGAACGUAUAGACGCAUUCAACAAGAAACUUGAUUACGCUCAAGAAGUCCAAAACACCUUAAGAGCUCUCUUGACUGAGUCUUCAGGACACAGAAUGGAGAUUAUCAUUAUUCUCCUAAUCGCGGUCGAAGUCGUCAUCGUCCUGAUCAGAGAAGGGCCUGAAUUAGUACAUAAAGCAGCUGAGAUUCUAGGUAUACAUUCGGAGAAAAUCGAGGAGAUUGAAGAUGGUCUCAGAAGAUUAUCGGAUCAUUUACCCCCUACUGGAAUGUCAGCUGCUCCAGCUACCACUGAGGUCAUCAAGGAUGAUAGGAGAUUGGUGUAG